CGCCGAUGUUGUGUUGUGGCCCGUCAGCUUAUCGAGGAGUCAGUAGGACUACGGGGAGGAGAAGCGAUCUUACCUAGUUUAUGACAUAAAGAUGGAGGUGGAUCAGCUGCUGUCUUUAUCAGGUUCAGCCUUGGCUCAAGCGAUCAGUUCUCUGCUGGAGACUCCAGGGCUUUAUGUUUUCUCAGACAUACUGGAGCUGCCCAACGUCCGAGAGUUGGAGACAGGCCCUCAUGCUCCCGUCUAUCAGCUCCUCAAUCUCUUCGCUUACGGAACCUACUCCGACUACAAAGAGAGAGCGGCCUCUCUCCCUGAGCUCACGCCGUCCCAGAAGAAUAAGCUCCGCCACCUGUCUAUCAUCAGUCUGGCCUCCAACCUUAAGUGUCUGCCGUACUCCCUGCUGCUGCAGCAGUUGGAGCUGAAGAAUGUGCGGGAGCUGGAGGAUUUGCUCAUCGAGGCCAUUUACUGCGACAUCAUCCAUGGCAAGCUGGACCAGCGGAACCAGCAGGUGGAGGUGGACUUCAGCGUGGGCCGUGACCUGGGCCCCAACGAGCUGCCCAACAUAGCCAACACACUGCAGGAGUGGUGUGCAGGCUGUGAGGCGGUGCUGUGUGGAAUUGAGGAGCAGGUGUCCAGAGCUAAUCAGUACAGAGAGAGCCAACUGAAGGUCAAAGUUCAGGUGGAGACAGAGGUGUCAAACCUACAGAAAACCCUGAAAGCAAGCUCCGCGUCACCAUCCUCCGGCCCCGCUCCGGGUGGAGCGGCAUCCAAUCAAGAUGUAGAUCAACCCGCAGAGCCACGAGACCCUGCAUCCUCUCAGGAACCACGGCAACCAGGGAAAAAGAGCUCCAAAGUCAAAGGGCUUCGUGGCAGCGGGAAGAUCUGGUCAAAGUCUAACUGAGCACGACAGCACUGAGAGAUUGCACUGAGGUUGACCUCCUGACAGAUUCACUCACUGACCAGGACACUUUAUCAGACUGGAUCCGCGCAGGCAGAAGGACUAGAGCAGAUUUCAGCUUUCAACCAGGCUGCACAGGCUUCAUGUAACCGCAGAUGCAGAAAAGACUCCGAUUAAAGGCUCUGUGUGUGCGCGCACGCGUGUGUGUGUGUGUGUGUGUGUGUGUCUGUGAGAGAGAGAGAGCGAGCGAGCGAGCGAGAGUAAACACUGCGCACAGUUGUAUGUGUGUAUGCUUGUGUUGUAAAUGUUUUAACUCGAUCCGUAUCCAUUCUCCUUCCUAGGGUGUGUUGAUUUUUUGUUGAUCCAUAAUCAGGAUGUAAAUUGAUAAAGGAAUAAACAUUUUCCACCUA
Molecule: messenger RNA, 1305 nt
Organism: Colossoma macropomum (tambaqui)
Lineage: Eukaryota; Metazoa; Chordata; Actinopteri; Characiformes; Serrasalmidae
Gene: cops7a
Product: COP9 constitutive photomorphogenic homolog subunit 7A
Exons: 8
Coding region: 92-898 (268 amino acids)
Biological process (GO): COP9 signalosome assembly
Cellular component (GO): COP9 signalosome
Source: RefSeq, a predicted model, not a curated record